Messenger RNA from Malania oleifera, 2438 nucleotides. RefSeq names its product probable protein phosphatase 2C 40. The transcript is spliced from 5 exons. Gene Ontology annotation, molecular function: protein serine/threonine phosphatase activity. Gene Ontology annotation, biological process: protein dephosphorylation. The record is from RefSeq and is a predicted model, not a curated record. The coding region runs from base 401 to 2032 and encodes 543 amino acids. Lineage: Eukaryota; Viridiplantae; Streptophyta; Magnoliopsida; Santalales; Ximeniaceae.
AUGAAACUCCAGAGUCUUAUAAAUUUAUAUUGUAACUCAAAAACGGCACAUUUCCCUCUUCUCUCUCUCUCUCUCUCUCUCGCCACGAGUAUCGGCCUCAGUGAGAAUCCAUCUCCUAUACGCCAGCGAAAGAAACUCCUCUGAAUUCAUCGCCGCGGAUUCUCAGCCAUUCAAUGGUCGUUCCCGCACGCAAUUCCUGAUCAAACUUCUCAUCAGAUUCUCCCUUCCAGUUCUUCUUUGAGAUCUGCUUUCCUUUUUUCUUCUCUCCACCCUCUUAUUUAGCUUCACUGGCCUCCCCUGACCCAUAUGUAAGAUAGAGAACACCCAUUUGCGCACAAUCACGUUCUCCAUUCUCUGGCUUCGCUGAUCCUCUGAAAAUCGAAAACUCGAGCUGUAAAUCAUGCAAGGAGGGCUAAUUAUCAAUCCUGAAGAGGAAAUCAAAAUAAGUUUUGGUUAUCAAUGCAAUGGUGAGAAGGGUAAUUCUUGUGAGCUUUCUGAUGGAUACGAUAUUCUGCCUGGAAUAAAACUCCGAAGAACCUGUGGUUCCUUUUCUUGUUUAUCUGGUGCAGCUUUAAGUGCCAAUGCCACUUUGGCAAACACAAACAUCUGCAAUGGUUUAUUGGGGACAGAAAUACUUCCAAGUUGGGACUCCCCGAAAUCAUUUCGAAAAUUUCCCUCUUCACCAUCUCUUUCAAAAUUGGAUAAAUUGUCAUCUUCUCUCCAGAGUAGCAUGUCAAACUUAAGUUGCAGUCCAUCAACUCAAAAUGAUCCUGCUGAAAUUGAUUCCUAUUUUUUGAAAUCCAUGAGUGCACCUUCCAGAAGUGAGGGUUUCCUUAAUUCUAUGGAAGCACAAGUGGCAGGUGGCCCUGCUGGUGAAGAUAGAGUUCAAGCCGUGUGUUCUGAAGAAAAUGGGUGGCUCUUUUGUGCAAUCUACGAUGGCUUCAAUGGAAGAGAUGCAGCUGAUUUCCUGGCUGGGACCUUGUAUGAAACAAUUGGUUUCUUCUUUAACUUGUUGGAAUGGGAACAAAAACAGGAUCGCUUUGGAUCUUCAGAUUUCUUGAGUUCAGAUGGGUCUCACCAAUAUAUGUUUGAGGAUAAUACUAUUAACCAUAAGAGAAAAACUGCUUCUUGCACUGAUAAUAGCAAGAAUCCAUGGGUUGAUGAUGUUGCAAAGGUAACUCCAUGUGUGAAAUCAGGAAGGUCAUCUGAUUCAUUUAGGCAAGGGGUACUUGAUUGCCUCCAGCGUGCUCUUAAUCAUGCAGAGAGUGAUUUCCUGUACAUGGUUGAACAAGAAAUGGAGGACCGCCCUGAUUUAGUAUGUGUUGGAUCUUGUGUUUUGGUUGUCCUCCUCCUUGGGCAGGAUUUGUACACACUCAAUUUAGGUGAUAGUAGAGCUGUGUUGGCCACUUACAGUGAAGAUGUUGACAUAAACGAGCAUGCCAAAUUGAAAGCUAUCCAGCUUACUGACAGUCAUACUGUUGACAAUGAAGUUGAAAGAUCUCAAUUACUGUACGAUCAUCCUAAUGAUCCCACAACAAUUAUAGCUGGAAAAGUGAAAGGGAAAUUGAAGGUCACUCGUGCAUUUGGAGUCGGUUACUUGAAGAAGGAAAACUUGAAUGAUGCUCUGAUGGGAAUCAUUAAAGUUCGUAACCUUCAAAGUCCUCCAUAUGUCUCCGCACAACCAUCCCUGAGUGUACAUAAAAUCAUGAAAUCGGAUCACUUUGUUAUAGUUGGGAGUGAUGGUUUGUUUGACUUCUUCAGCAAUGAUGAGGCUGUACAACUUGUCCAUUCAUAUAUCUUGAACAACCCUUCGGGAGAUCCAGCGAAGUAUCUAGUUGAGCAGCUUGUAGGGAGAGCUGCAGAUUGUGCAGGUUUCAGCAUGGAAGAGUUGAUGAGUAUUCCAGUUGGCAGGAGAAGAAAAUAUCAUGAUGAUGUAACCGUGAUUGUGAUCAUGCUUGGAACAAACCAGCGCACCUCAAAGGCAUCGACUUGCCUAGAGAUGAGUACCUUGACAGGUAAGCUGAAUGGAUGAAGAAAUCUCUCCCUGGGGCUGAGGAAAUUUCCAGCAAAUUCGUCAAAUGUCCCAAAUGGGGCAAUCAAUUCACAAGAAAGCAAAAUGAGCCAUUUUAUUGCCUUCUAGUUAAGAAUCUUUUACUAGCCGACAUUGCCUUUUAGGGAUACCUGGGUGUUUGGUUCAUGAAAUUACAUGCCCAGGAAUGCAGCUGAUGUAGUAGAUCAAGAAGCCAGAGUGGGUAGAGUGGUAAACCCUUGAUGUAGACUUUAUUCAGAAGAAUUGGAUAAGAAAUUGAUUUAUUUGUAAUUUCUUGCAAUUUUAAGCUUAUAAAUAGGGUGUGAAAGUCAUGUGGAAUUAAGUUUGUGUGAGCUUGAAACUGAAGUGAACGUGUGUGUGUGUAAACACAUGUGCGUGUUUACCCCCA